Molecule: messenger RNA, 783 nt
Organism: Salvelinus namaycush (lake trout)
Lineage: Eukaryota; Metazoa; Chordata; Actinopteri; Salmoniformes; Salmonidae
Exons: 6
Coding region: 1-783 (260 amino acids)
Biological process (GO): mRNA transport; mRNA 3'-end processing by stem-loop binding and cleavage
Cellular component (GO): cytoplasm; histone pre-mRNA 3'end processing complex
Molecular function (GO): mRNA binding; histone pre-mRNA stem-loop binding
Source: RefSeq, a predicted model, not a curated record
AUGCCUACCUCACCCAUGAAUGGUGAAAUGGGACCUGCCCCUGCUAUGCAAAAGCCUUGCAGGUCAUCCAUCCUUGAGCGAUGUAUCCUAAGCAUGUCUACUGCCAGUGUUGCUGUUGGAACAGAGGACAUGGAUGGUAUCAGGAGGUCCCAGGCAGGGAUGCGGUGGGCCCUACGAAACCUGGAUCCAGCUCACACAGAAGGCAAUGAAUCGGUCCUGAAACGACAGCAGAAACAGAUUCAGUACAGCAAGAACACGUCUGGCUACCAGAAGUACCUGGAGCAAGUUCCCAAGCGUCUGAGAAUCCCUGGGCUGCACCCAUCCACUCCAAACAAAUAUAGAAAAUACAACCUGCAUGUUCGUCUUUGGCGGAGAGCUCUGCAUGGGUGGGACCCUCCAUCUGAAUCGCAGAGAGAAGCCGAAGGACAGGACCCUGUUGACCAACUGCAGGGGUUGCUUGAGUGGAUGAAUUGCAAGCUAUAUGAAGACAGUGGAGUUAAAAAGGGGACCAACGGGAGAGGGCUACCUUCAGAUUCAAAAGCCCCCUUCUCCCCUAACCUACUGGAAUGUCAUUCAACAGUCCCUGGAUGCUUCCCCAUGGAUUUUACUGUGGAUGUGUCUGGUCCUCAGGUCUCAUCCUCCAAGCCAGGCUUGGGGUACUCCUUUAGCAGUUGCCUAACAGCUGAAGAGAAUGUGUUGGGGUGGCUGAGAUUUCUCCUGGAAACUGAUCAUGAUCAACAAGUGCCCAUGCAGGGAGACUGGCUACCGUGGAAACCAUACUGA